This is a messenger RNA of Orbilia oligospora ATCC 24927, 1047 nucleotides long. RefSeq lists its product as uncharacterized. The transcript has 2 exons. The coding region runs from base 1 to 1047 and encodes 348 amino acids. Lineage: Eukaryota; Fungi; Ascomycota; Orbiliomycetes; Orbiliales; Orbiliaceae. The record is from RefSeq and is a predicted model, not a curated record.
AUGUGGCCCUUAAACAUCUCCCUGGCCGUGGUCAUAUUUUGGAUCUGGAUCCAAUUGAUACCCAAAGUAGCAGCUCCAUGGCCAAACCGGGCACCCGGCUGUGGAGAACAACCUGCAACAAUCCGCCGUCAGGAGUUCGAAGAUUACGUCGGCGAAGAGAGAGAAACCCUUCGAGAUUUGGCAAAGGCAAUUGAGGAAAUCGACUACCUCCAAGAAGAAGGACGGUGUCCAUCAGACAUUUCAUAUAUAACUGUCUCCAAUAGAGAUACCGGCUUUCACAUACAGCCGCUGAUUGACCAAUUGUUGGGUAUAAAGAUACAAGUGAGCCAAUUGAUAAAAGAAUCUGUGGAAGAUGAAGCGGAGGGAUACGGUACCUUUGUCGACGAAGCAGAAUUGGAACUGAUAAAUGCUACGAUCCGGAACCUACAAGCUAUAGCUGAAGCUGAGAAGGAUGCUGUCGACGCGUUUCUAGCUGAGAUUGCUAAUCUCCCCAGGCUGCGAUAUAUAUAUCCAAACAAGGACGGCGACGGCGACGAUAGUGAUGAUAACGACGAGGAUAAAAAUAUAUUCAAUCUUGCCAUGGGAAUCGAUGAUGGUCACCCGGAUGGGCAAUACCUGGUGGAAUACAUACUGGGAGCAAGGCAAAACUAUCAGGCAAGAUUUGAUGGUCUCGUGGAAACGAUGGAAUUGAUAGUCAGUGAUUACGAUAGUGAACUGGCGGUGCAUGAUUACAGAGAUCAGGGACAAUUAGAUGAAUGGUUCCCGAAGGGAACUACCUAUCGGGAUAUCGUCGGGGCACUGAUCAGGUGGUCCAUGUGCUGGGAAGAAGGCGCCAGAAGGGCGGCAAAGGCUCUGAGAGCUGUUGCCCCUGCACCCAAACCUGAGGACCCAAAACCGGGGAGGUGGGGAGCCGUAGGGAGGGGAUUGAGCCAGAUUGGAAGGUCUCUGUCCGGGAUUAGGGGAUGUCGGGGCCGGUCACGGACUCCUCCUCCUCCGGCUCCUGGUACGGAGGAGAACAAGAAGAACAUGAACAAGAAGAACAACUAG